This is a messenger RNA of Spodoptera exigua (beet armyworm), 8963 nucleotides long. The record is from the annotation of a GenBank genome assembly. Lineage: Eukaryota; Metazoa; Arthropoda; Insecta; Lepidoptera; Noctuidae.
AGACGAUUUUCUACUUCGUAACUAAAUUGCAAAAUUCUAUCUAGUCUAUGUACCACGGCUGCUGACCGAUCAUGUUUUGAAGUGGGUAGAAGCUAUAUGUGUUACUUUUGUGAUGACUGUACGAGAUAUUUGUAAGAAUGCCAAUCCAGGCGCCUCAAUGGACGGAUUAUUUGAACUGUCCAGUGUGCUGCCGCGAAUUUGGCGCUCCGCCCCGCAGUCCCAUUAGCCUUGGGUGCGGCCACACACUAUGUAGACACUGCCUCAAACACUUACACAGAAAACAAUGCCCGUUCGACCAGGCUGUGAUCCAGGUCGAUCCGGAAGAGUUGGUGGUGAAUACGGCUCUACUCCAACUCGCCGGGUACACACCCCCGGCGCAGCCGUACCACCCACCUUCGAUACAGGCGCUCCCCGAUCAUGACAAACAGGCUUACGACUGCAUCGUCAAGUGCAUGGAACACCUCGCUGUUUACCUCAAGUAUUGCGGCAAUGCCAACAAUAGUAUGGCUGGUAGCCGGCUUUCUCGGCCCAUGCAGAGGAAGCUGGUCAUGUUGCUGCAGUGUGCCGUCACCGACGAGGAGGGGAGAGGCAGGGCGGCGCGAGCAGCGCGAUCCCUUGGCGAAAGGACCGUCACCGAACUGAUAUUGCAACAUCAGAACCCGCAGCAGUUGAGCGCGAACCUGUGGGCGGCAGUGAGAGCGCGCGGCUGUCAGUUCCUCGGGCCGGCGAUGCAAGAGGAAGUCCUCAAGCUGGUACUCCUGGCUCUCGAAGACGGUUCUGCAUUAUCCAGAAAGGUGUUAGUGAUGUUUGUUGUCCAAAGACUGGAGCCUCAUUUUCCGCAGGCUUCUAAAACUAGCAUAGGCCAUGUCGUCCAGCUCCUUUACAGAGCUUCUUGCUUUAAGGUAAGUCCUAAGGUAUCAAAACGCGAAUGCGAUUCAUCUCUAAUGCAAUUAAAAGAAGAAUUCCGAACGUACGAGUCGUUAAGACGCGAACACGACGCGCAGAUAGUUCAAAUUGCAACGGAGGCGGGGCUUAGAAUAGCUCCCGACCAAUGGAGUGCGCUGCUCUACGGAGACACCGCCCACAAAAGUCAUAUGCAAAGCAUUAUAGACAAAUUGCAAACGCCGCAAUCGUUCGCCCAAUCAGUCCAGGAGUUGUUCAUAGCGUUGCAAAGAACUGGUGAUCCGGCGCAACUCAUAGUCAUGAGUCUGCAUCUCGAUAGACUAGCGAAUAUCGACGCUAGCCCUGACGCGAAGAACCCAUCUUGGCAGCAAUUAGCUGAGGUGAUGACGUCACUCAAAGAGGUCGUGGCCGGCCUCAUACACUACUUGCAACAACAAGCCACCGGUCGGGAUUCCAACCAUAACCAGAAGCAACAUCCUGUACCCGAACGGUGUUUGGAUAAUAAUGCCAGUCAAGGGUCACCUCAGACGGCGGCGUCGACGCCAACUCACAACAAAUACAAAGUAUCGAUGUGCAGAGACGCGGCCACGCGUUCCUUCUGCCCUCGAGGGAACUCCUGUACCUUCGCCCACUCCGAGGAGGAAAUGGAAAGGUUUAGGAUCAACGGCAAUUUUCCGUAUCCAAUGAUGCCAAAUCAGACGUUGCUCCCCAACCAGCCAAUUCCGAUGCCGGGGCCCACGAUGCCGAUUGCGGCGCCGGGUGUACAGUACCCGCCCUUUCCCAUGCCUCAACCACACUUAGAGGGCCAUUUCAACGUGCAACCCAUGCCGCCGGUAAACAUGCCAGCUGACAUGGAACACGUAAACGUGAACAAUGGCCACCAUGCGAUUUACACACCGCAUCCUAUAAUACUGGGCCAGGAGAUUUUGAUCCCUACGAAUGGGGAUCGUUUUUACCCGCGGUACAACGCACGGUUGCCCGAGGAACAUCAUGGUCCGGUGCAAUACAGAACGUUCGUGCCACAGCCACCACCACAGAGCAAUGUACACAUGUACCCGCAACAAGAACCCCCCCAACCACCCAGGGAUGAUUUAUUCACUCCUGGAAUGCCAACAGAACUACUGCCUGAAUACAGAGUGAAUGCCAACACGUAUGGACCUCGGCCCGACGCUGUGUGGGCUCCUAAUCCUGGCGAGAUGUUCAAUUUCGGAGACAUGCGGGCAGCGCUGCCGUCAGCCCCUCCAUUAGCUCCUGAGCAGGUAUUCACUCCGGCGCGCUCGUCGGUAAUCCUCCCACUAGUCCGGUCGCGUCGCUCGUCACCAGUCGACGGUGCGGGGCCCCGGGCAGUGGGUGGACCCGUUUCGGGUCCCGGGACGAUCCCGUGCCCUGCGCCACCGGAGCCCUUCGCCGCGCCGGCGCCCGUGCCUACAGUAACCAACGGUCCGACGGCCAGCCAGACAGUCGCGGCGAGUAGACUGGCGGUCGGCGCAAACCGGCUCCCUCGCGACAGGUCCACCGUCGCAGAUCGCCUCAGUGCAGCCGCAAAAGCGUAUCAAGCGACCGGGUCCGAUGACCAAGAAUUAGAGGCAGGCCUCCAAGCGCUUGAGCGCAGGAUCGACACGGAGUUCAAGAGCGCAGACUAAUGCCGAGUAAGCCACGCUGAAGUUUCCGGCAGAAACAUAUUAACUUACUAUAAGCGGCGCGACGAGGAUUAUAAUUUCGUUUUUUAUAUAGUUUUGAAUCUUCAACACUUGAACGGUAGGAAUAACAAACGUGCUUAGAUUUUCCUGUACAGCGUGGAUUUCAAGAAGUCGCUUAAUCGUGGCGGUAUGAUUGGCUCUUAAUGCGACUGUGUAUGAAAUUAAGUGUAUAUUAUCACGAUAAUAUAACAAUAACUGUUUUGGUUAGGGCGUUAUAUAAUAUCUGCUGAUCGAUAAACGCUAAAUAUAGCCAUACGCUGUACAGGCGAAUUGUAAUUAUGAAGUGUGUAAUGUCUCCCAUAUAAUGGGCUUUCUUCGCCAAAUCGGGUGGCAAACUCCUACCAAAUGAAAAUAUCAAAAUAAACCUCUCCGAUUUGUCACUACGCGACAAACGAGACUCGUUAUGAAAAGUUAGAUUUAUCCCCAUGUACGUCCACAUAAUUUAUCCACAUUUUUUGUGGAUUUAUUUGUUAGAAUUUGAUUUUUUGUUUUUGUUAUAAUCGUGAGGUUCUUCCAAACAUUUUGUUUUGUUAGGUUUACUGAAUAUCAAGUCGUAAAUAUUAUCCAUUCUAAUUAUUUCGUUAGAAAUAUAAACAAUGGUUUCUACGUACACGCAAAUACGGCGCAAUAUUGAAAGACGGAUGAUUAUAAUAACUUGAUUUUACGCGAUUAGAAUCCUGUAACAGCCUCAGUACAAAUAAAAUUCUACCAUAUUUGUAUAGCGUUAGGCUAGAAACUAGUUUGCUACAACGCUAGCGUUAUUUGGAUGAAAAUAUUAAAACUUGAACUGUUGCCGCAUUGAUUAUUAUUUGAGAAAUGCGUUUAUGAAAUUGGAACUUAUAAAUGAAUACAACGCUUUGCUGUGCGGCUAUGUUGGUUGAGACAAACAUAUUGAUUGCAAAAAGUGUCAUGAUUGAGCGAAUUACAUAACAUUCGUUUUACUGAGAUUCUAGUGGGACUUAUUUCAAAGAUCCAAUAUUGAAAACGUAGCCAUAACGGCCUUAUUAUCGUAUAGGCUGUCCAUGAUCGCAUGCUAUCAAAAUAUAUUCACUUUUAGUGAUAAUUUGACAUACCUCAGAUUUUAAAUAUACAUGUUGAAUUAUAAUAAUAAAGUUAUACACACCCUGCUGAAAUACUGAGCAAUAAACACAAAACAAAUACAUUAAAGUAGAUGUGUGUUUAUACUGGCCAGUGUUUUCAUUGGGUGCUAGUGUUAUGUGAUGGUAGUCCUUUAGUUCGGGUCGGGCUGAACCGUAAAUACAGCUUUUUGACAAUAACAGCAACCUUAUUUGAUCCUAAUGCACUAGAUGACGUUGAUUAGUAUUCCAUUAAUGCAUUUUGGUCGCGGUGUAAAUUCUAUAUAAAAAUAUGGAUAAACCGCGCUGAAACUUAAGCAUGAACUCCAUGAAUGAAUUCAAAUGAUCGCAAGUUUUAAUUGAUCAUAUAUUAUGGUACAUCAACACUUUAGUACCACAAGCGGACUGGGGAUACAAGCGGAGUAGUUCAAAUCCUCGCUUUAAUUGCGCCAUUCAACAAUGACUCACAGAGUGACUCAUGGAGUGUAUUUGAGUGAGCAACUUAAUUUCUAUCAGUUGAUACAACCGCUCCGCUUGUCUUAUCUCCAUUUCGCUUGUCGCGUCUCAGCUUCGCUUAUAUUAUUUCCACUCCUCUAGCAUCUUCCGGGCGAGAAAGAGGGAUGAAGCUAUAAAAGGUGUAAAGCUCCAUCUCUCUUUCACGCCCGGAAGAUUGACGUCAUGGUAGGCCAACUGGUCUUGAAAAAAAUAAUAUGAAUUAAAACGGUUUUAUUCUUAAGUGCAAGAAUACAACUUAUGUUUUCUUUAUUUUGGUUGACUUGUUAUAUGUACUUUAAUAUUGGUCGUAAUUGAUUAUAUUCACGAAUUCAAACGCGGAUUUCAAUGCUUAGUUCUUUUUUAAUUAAAUCCAAUUAAUUAUUAAACAAAUAUUUAAAAAACUAGUAAAUUAAACCGCGUUUUAUAAAUACGAAACCACAUUUAAAACGAAUAUAUGAGAAAAGGAACGAGUACAGAAUAUUGUAGACCAAAAUGCACUUUAUUAUGAAAAAGUCGACGUCAUCUAUGCAUGCUAGUCUCACCACUACUGAAUAGUGAUAGGUGCCUGUAUCAUACUAUUCAUGAUAAACACAAAAUACAUUCUAAAUGAAAUCAUAAAAUAAAUUGGUUGUCUGCAUAAAGUCUCUUAGGUGACCCCAGAAAUAUUAUAAUAAAUAAUGUACAAAUACAAUUCUAAAUCUACUCACAAUUUGUAUAAGUCGUUACCCUUUCUCAGUGGUGAGACCGUCUUUACUAAGACUAUGCCACUUCAUAAAAAUUUAAUUUCUAUUAACUUUUAUCAACAGCAUAUUUCUGACUAUAGCACGCCCUGUCUCUAAUAAAGUUGAGUACCAAUCUCGAUUCCUUUUACGCGAUUUCCAACUAUAUAAAUAUGUACAUACUCAAACGUUACUCAAUUGUAAGUUGUUUACAACAAUACUUCUCAUUACAAUAACGAUUUUAAAGUAGGACUUAUAAUUGAGUAGCAUUUCAGUAUUCGGGCUUUAGAAUACGUUGAAUAGAAGUAAAAUCGCUUAAGCCUUUGAAUGCCGAUGGAAAACUAUUCAAGGCAAAUCCGCCGCUACCAUAGGUCAUCAACCUAUAUAUGAGUGAUCCAAAAUUCUACAGAUCCUUUUUCAAGAGCACACAAUCCGAAUAAUAUUGUUUGUCACACAACUUUGAAUUUGUAAACUUUUGUACAGCACUCCGAUUCGGCUCACGAUGGCUUUGGCUUGAGAUUGGUUAAUCCGUUUUCUGAUGAAUUUAUUGUUAGCUUUCAAUUUGCUCUAUCAUUGCAACAAUUAAUCUUCGCCUGCACACGCCAUACUUCACAUACGAGUGCGUUUGUGCGACCAAGUCGCAUCAAAGCCGUUCUAUCAGUCAUUCGUCUUUCGUUGUUUCUCUAUCGUACAGAAAUAACAAAACUGACUGACAAUACAAAGCUGAUUUUAUAAGGAAACCAUUUUCGUAGGAUACAUUAAAAUCGCUAGCUACUCCGGUAGGAUUUAUUGAGUAAUUGACAAUUCUAUAAUAUUUACAGUGGACUUUUCUUUGUAAAAGUGACGUAAUUGUUCCUGUAUCAAUGUUUUUGUUAGUAAUAAAACAAUUGACUGUCAAUUUUGAUAUACUCUAAGGUUAACAAUAUAAAUAUCGGAAAGUAAAGGAACAUUAAGUUUGAUUUACGAAGCGUCUCUUUUUCAAGGUCAAAUCCACUGCGAAUGGAAGCAAUUGAUAAAAUAAAAAGUAUAUUAUGAUAAAUUAUCGAAUAAAUAUACAGAUUAUUAGAGUGGUAUUUUAGAUUUGUAAAAGUAAAUAUAAAUAAGGUAAUCAGAAAAUGAUUUCUGCAUGCUGGUUUGUUAGUGAAAGACGAUUAGAAAUUUCGGCCGUUGCUUAAAAUUUUUGUUACUUCUCCUUUUACAGUGACAAAUGUAGGAGAUCCUUAGAGAGUACUGCCCUCUAUAGAGUUAUUAUCCGUUACUAUUGACAUAGCGCGUCGUAAACGCGGCCUAAACAUAUAAUAUGCGUGACAAUAUCGAUACUGUUUGAAAUUUCGUUUAUAUAACAAUGAUGUUAGAGAUUUAUAGAGCAGUUUGAAAGUAAAGGAGUUAUUAGCGCCGUUUAUUUGGUAUGCGUUUAAAAAUUAAUAUGAUACUUAUUGGUGACGUGGACACACACAGCCUGAACUGGCGACUAAAGUUACUGAUACAAAACAGUCGCUAGUUAUGGCCUGCAGUCUCAUAAUGGAAGUCUUACAAAUCUAUACAGCGUGAAGCGCUGUUGAAGCCCUUUAUGAUAACUUCCCAACUGUCUUCCGUUCUAGUAAGUUGCGCGCAUGUGUCCUCGUCAUCAUCCUCAAUUAUUUAAUCAGAUAGCGUGGUUAUUAGCUUAGGUGGUAUUUUUUUCGAUUAUUAUUUAAUUCGCUUUGCUAGUGUGUUAUGACACCUCAGUCACUAUAUGGAUUUUAAUUUAAUGCUGUUAGUUACUAAGUGAUGUCAUUAAAACAGUUUAGGAAUAUGGAGAAAUUGAUUUUUCAAAUGUAAUCCGUACUAAAGUUAUGAUUGGAAAACGUGAUAUGCUAUUAUAUAAAAUAUAACAAACUAGGAUAUGAAUCGUAUUGUUAGGCUCAUAUUCUAUAGCUUGUGUUUAUGUACUUUGAACCGAUACCUAAAACCCGAAUAAGAUCUAUGCCUUCUUAUUCAAAGUGAUAAUAAUGUAAUUAUAUUAUUAUAUUUCCCUCAGUCACCGUCAUUAUAAAUCCACACGACACGUGUCCGUACAAUCCUUGAACACACUUCACUUUUGACGUGAUUCGAGUGACAAGUCAACAAUAUACAUUGCUUUAUUUGUUUUGUACAUCCGCGUUGCCUGUACACGUUGACACGCGAUGGAUAUCGUUGAGAUGUCAAUUUCAUAUCAUUGGUGUGUUGGAAAUGUUUGAUACAAUAGGGAUGGUGACUUCAUUUUAGUUAUUUUUAUUGGCAUGAUAGUUAAUGAAAUGUUUUACAAGCUUUCUUGCAAUCAGUAUGAAUAUUUUUUGUGACACGAGUUGAUAUAUUUCAUACGAGGGGAUGUAGAUAUCACAACACUCUCUUAGAACUAAAUAUGUACAAACAAUACAAGAUUGUGUAAGAACACUUGUCUCAAACAUUUGAAUUAUCUAUCUGAUGCAUAGUGCGUUGUUUUUUCGUAUCCCAUCAUCCCUGUUAUAACCAUCUAGCAAAGCUCGCUUCAUAAAACUAAUUAGUGUUAAAUAAAAGAAUACCGUUUUGAUAUCUAAGGCUGGUGAUACAUCUAUUUAUAUUUUAGAAAAAAGUUAAAACAAAAUAUGUAAGGCUGUAAUAUAGAUAUAGCUGAGAGAAGCAACUCAACGCCCUAUCAUAGUGGUUUCUUUUAUUUAUUUUUUUCUUUGUAAUUUAUGUAACAUUUGCAGCGACAGUUGUAGAUGGAACUCUAUGGCGCCGUUAUACAUUAGUCCAUAGCUUUCCGGCAUACAACUGUUUCUGAAUAUUAAGACUAUUAUGUCCUAGUGAUUCCUUUGUGGUUCUCUAAUUAGUUACAAUUUAAAUAAGUGCAAUUUUGUAAUUGCGUGCAAUACGUGUUGGUGAUGCGGGCCGACUGGCCUCUACCCCAGCUUGUGAUGUAUAUUUGUGUAGCGCGCUGCCACGCUCGGGGCGGCCGGUGUCACGGCUCAGUCGGUUCGCGACGCGAAUGCAGCAAAGGAGAUCUAUCGAUUACAAUUCACGAUCUCUUUGCAUUUACUUUAUAUGAUUUAUGAUCAUUGAAAACUAUGGUUCGCUUGUAACUAAUGUUUGUAUAAAGGUGAAUACCAUAUUUUGGUGUAUUUUUUUUUCCUAGGAAAAGUCAUUAUUUAUAAAUAAAAUGGUCUGUUUAAAGACUUGUAAUAGAACUUGCGCACACAGUGCGAUUUAGCGAAUAUAUUUUUUUGUAUAAAAAGAUCACCUUUUUGCCUAGUUAAAUAAAUACUAACCUUUAUGUUGAGUUUUUUUUGUUUUUUCUACACUUGACCCCUCAUUGUGCCAACCACACGUCACGACUCACUCGUACAGCACGGCGACAUCAAGCGAGCUUGUACACUGCUGUACUCGGUCAAUGCAUGGACAACACGAAACAUUCAGUUUUGUGCAGCCAGCGUGUACAAGUGUCGCAAUCCGUCCUCCCCGUCUCUACUAAUGAGUAGUCGUAAACACAUAUCACAUGCAACAUUGUCCUGUCUGCGGAAACUACACCCUACUCUGCAUUGCAUAAGGUUCCAAAUAUUUUUUAAUCACUACAUGAAAUUUUUUAUUAUUCACAUAGCUAUGCUUGGAUAUCCUUUUCAAUUAUGAUUCACUACACAUAGUACAUUAGACUCACACAACACACUCGUACAUGUUUUAUUUAUUUAUGUUACGCAGUAGAGGUUUUGUUCAGUCAUCUUGACAUUUGGGGCUGUCGUCCCGGACCAGCGCGGGGUUGAGUCUUUCAGUCGUAAUGUUAUAGGUUAGUGGGGAACAUUAGAUUUAACGCCCAUGCUAUAUUGUUCUUAUACUUAAAUAUUUACAGAUAUAUAGCAAUUGUUAAAUAAUAAUAAUAAUCCCUCGAUCGUUUUGUGCUUUAAAAGCGUAGCUUGUAUGUGUGAGUUGAUCCACGUUAUAUUGUAGCGGUGUGCUACAAUAAUGUAAAGGUUUAGAUUGUGGUGGGGGUUGAACCUAAAGUUUCCACUCCGUAUUAUUGAGGCUAUACGCCCCGAUAGUAAAUGCAUUGCUGCAUUUGUUUAAGAAUGCGUAUA